This is a messenger RNA of Solanum stenotomum, 2307 nucleotides long. Its product is annotated as vicilin-like seed storage protein At2g18540. NCBI's taxonomy places the organism in Eukaryota, Viridiplantae, Streptophyta, Magnoliopsida, Solanales, Solanaceae. The record is from RefSeq and is a predicted model, not a curated record.
AUGUCGGUGAAAAAUUGUUUGUCGAUUCAAUGUUGCAAAAUCUUGUUUAAGUUUCUAGUGUUUAUGAUUGUCAUCAGUUAUUUAUGUGUCGAUGUAAGAGCUAAAAGAGAAAAUGAAGGUCCUCUGGUUAAAAGAGCAGAAAGAAAAACAGUUAUUUCAACUGAAAAUGGUGAAGUCUCAUCAGUCACAGUAGCUGAUGGAACUACUGGAUCCUAUCAUCUUCAAUUCAUCACAUUGGAACCCAACUCCCUCUUCCUUCCUGUUGUUCUACAUUCAGAUAUGGUCUUUUAUGUCCACACUGGGUCGGGGAAGCUAACUUGGAUGAAUGAAAAUGAAGAGAAAUCAGUGGAUUUAAGAAUAGGAGAUGUUUUCAGGCUGCCUUUUGGAUCUACUUUCUUCUUAGAGAGCAACUUAGACCCUAUCAGACAGAAACUUAGAGUUUAUUCCAUCUUUCCCAAUUCAGGGGAUGAUUUGCGAGAAUCACUGAAUGGACCCUAUUCCAGCAUCCGUAAAAUGGUUCUUGGAUUCGACAAGAAAGUCCUCCAAGCGGCAUUUCAUGUACCAGAAGAUGUGAUAGAAGAAGUGUUGGCUGGAACAGAAGUACCAGCUAUAGUGCAUGGUGUGCCAAAGUCAACUAAGAAGAAGAAGAAGAUCAACUUAUGGGAAAUGGAGGCUCAAUUCAUGAAAACUGUUUUAGGAAGGGGCAGUUAUAGUUUCUUUGACAACCAAAGGAAUAAAAAGAAGAGUUCUAAAUUGUUCAAUGUAUUCCAAGAGAAACCAGAUUUUGAGAAUUGCAACGGGUGGAGCACUGUAAUAAACAGGAAGAAAUUGCCGGCUUUAAAGGGUUCGCAAAUCGGCAUUUACAUAGUGAACUUAACGAAAGGAUCAAUGAUGGGGCCACAUUGGAAUCCAAUGGCUACUGAAAUUGGAAUGGCAAUUCAAGGAGAAGGAAUGGUGAGGGUAGUUUGCUCAAACAGUGGAAUAGGGCAAGGGUGUAAAAACAUGAGGUUUAAAGUGGAAGAAGGAGAUGUAUUUGUUGUGCCACGGUUUCAUCCUAUGGCUCAAAUGGCAUUCAAUAACAAUUCAUUUGUGUUUGUGGGAUUUAGUACAACUACAAAGAAACAUCAUCCUCAGUACCUAACGGGGAGAGCUUCAGUCCUCCGAACAUUGGAUAGGCACAUCUUGGAAGCAUCUUUCAAUGUGGCUAACACAACUAUGCAUCAGAUUCUUGAAGCACAGGGUGAUUCAGUUAUACUGGAGUGUACAUCUUGUGCUGAGGAAGAGAAGAGGUUGAUGGAGGAAGAAAGAAGGAGGGAGGAGGAGGAAGCAAAGAAGAAAGAGGAAGAAGAGAGGAGGAAAGAAGAGGAAGAGGCAAGAAAGGCUGAAGAAGAGAAAAGAGAGAAAGAAGCAGAGGAAGCAAGAAAAAGAGAAGAGGAGGAAGCAAAGGAGAAAGAGGAAGAAAGGAAGAGACAAGAGGGAGAAGCAAGGAAAAGGGAAGAGGAAGAAGCCAAAAGGCAGGAAGAGGAAAUUAGGAGGAGACAGGAAGAAGAGGAAGCUAGGAAAAGACAAGAAGAACAGGAAAGGGAAAGACAGGAAGCAAGAAAGAGAGAGGAAGCAGCAGCACAAAGAGAGGCAGAGCAAGCAAGGAGAGAAGAGGAAGAAGCAGAAAAAAGAAGGCAGGAGGAGGAAGAAGCAAAGAGACAGGAGGAAGAAAAGGAGGAAGCAAAGAGGAGGCAACAGGAAGAAGAAGCAGAGGAAGCAAGAAGGAGAGGGGAGGAAGAAGCAGCAAAAAGGCAACAGGAAGAAGAAGCACAAAGAGAGGCAGAAGAAGCAGAAACAAGAAGGAAGCAGGAAGAGGAAGAAUCAAGGAGACAAGAGGAGGAAUCAAGGAGGAGGGAAGAAGAGGCAGCAAGAGAGGCAGAGAGGGGAAGCCAAGAGGAAGCUGAAAGACAAGAAGAAGAAGCUAGGAGACAGGAGGAAGAAACAGAAAAGAGGCAUCAACAACAAGAAGAAGAAACUGAGGAAGAGGAGCCAGGCGACAUGAACGGAUACUCCUCAAAGUAGCAUGACUACAUACUUGUGUUCUCACCACCACAACUAGUGUCCUUCAAAAAUUCUAAGCAAGUUCUCUCCAGGGUGAUGUAAUGAGAUGAUUAGUCUCUACGUUUUUGUAUAAUUUCAUCUGUGUGUGUGUAUGUACGUGUUUUUAUUUCCUUUUGGUAUCAAUAUUUACAAGUUUUAUGUAAUAAUAAUGCGGAAACCAGUUUUCAUGAAUAUCGAGACUUCCCUGGCAAGUCUCCAGCAAUG